GAAAGAGACCUGCAAACACGAACCAAAAAAUCCCCUCCAAUGGCUGCCAAGCUAAUAUUCAAAUCCAAAAUCUCUGUUUCUUAACAUCAAGCGCACCGUAAUUCUUAAUUUUAGAGAGCCCAAAUUUAUGUCUUUACCUCUUUAAUCAUGGAAUUCUCUUCUUCCCUCACAAACCGCCCCAAUUUUCUGACAUUUCCUUCUCUUCGUCUUUCACCCCUUUCCCACUCCAAACCCACCUGCAACCCACGAAACCCAAGUCACAGAACCUCCGAAUUUUUGCCGUUGCCGUCGCCCCUCAAGAACUCCCGAGGAGCAGCCCGCAGAGACUUCUCAAAGAGCUUGCGCAGCGUAAAACAGCCAUUGGUCCAAAGAAAAAUGUGCCUCCGAAAAGGUUCCCUUGUUGAGUUCUUGCUUGCUCUCUUUGCGGCCUAACAAUGCUGAUAAAAUGUGGAUGGACGAGUGCUUGCUUGAGGCCAAGCAAGCUCUGGGUUACCCUCGGAACCAUCUGAGCAACUGGGGGAUGAUAAUCCAGCCAAACAGUUUGAUUCUCUGAGGCAUUUGGCGUUUCAACACCCCUCGUGAGAGGACGAAUGCAAGGCAUGUGAAGUCGGCGCAUUCCUGGCUGUUGUUCUUUGGGCAGUAUGUGAUUGAAUUGGUGUUGAUGGAGUAUUUCUUGCAGAGGUACCCUAGGGAGUCUCCCGGACCAAUGAGGGAGAGGGUGUUUGCUUUGAUGGGGAAGAGGAACUUGCCUAAAUGGAUUAAAGCUGCUGGCUUGCAAAUUUUGAUAUUUCCUUAUGAUACUGUGGAUAAGUUGAUCAGAAAGGAAAAGGAACCACCUGUAAAGAAUAAGCUGAAAUUACGUAGGAUCUGUGUUGGCUUUCAUUGGCAUAUAAGAGACGUGAAAGGUUCCUGGGAUGCCAUGCUUAGGCGGCCAGGGUGUCAAUUUGCUAUAGGCAGUUCCACCUGAUUUAGACAUCUGAAAUAUGCAUAGCAGGUUACGCUUUUCUCAGAGGACAUUGUAUUGGCUUUUAUAGUAUCAAGAAGCAUAAGGCAAAUGAUAUAUUUUUCCAACUUCUUCUUUUUGUAACUUAUAUCUCUGCAGCACCAGUUUGUGCCCAGUAAACUUCCUUACUUGGCUAUAUAAACCAAGUAGCUCUAUCCUUUGUUGUAAAUUUCUGGAGUUAAGUUACUCAUUGCUUUUGAUUUGUUUCUUGUGGGAACUACUUAAUUCAUAACCCAAAUUGACUAUUAAAUUGGUGUUUUAUAUGCUCAGGUCUGUGUUUUGGGCUUUAUUUGGGGCAAAAUACUUGUGUUUUGGUAUUCCAGAAGUAUAUCAUGUUCUCUUUGAGGUAUUUGGGAUGGAUCUAGAAGCUGAGGACUGCUAACCACGGUUAAGGAGGCAACUUGAAGAUGUAGAUUAAGUUUAUGCUGAAUUAGAUGGCCAGAAGCUCAGCUGGCAAGAUGUAGCAACUUAUAAACCCCUGUAAGAUGCUCUCUUCACACACCCAAGCUAUUCAGGGCUUGUGUUCCCCCAGGUAUGCAUUGGUUCCAAGGAAAUAUCUGGGAUUAUGAAAGAAAACCUCAAGUUACGCGGACACUGGGAUAUCCCUUGGCAAUGAUUGACAGAAUUCCUGAAAUUACUGAAGCCAGGAACAUUGAACUUGGACCAGGGCUACAGGAUUUCAGGAAGGUUAAGGGCGUUUGCCCCACUGCUUAUCUUCUGAUUUACCAUUUCGUUGGCCAUUGGAUUACAACUUUUGUUUCUUGCACCCAUCAAAAUAUAAGUUCAAACAUCCUCGGUUUAGCUACAAACGGCUGGAGAAUGUUGGGCAAAAGAUCCAGGAUCUUGUAAUGGCUGAGAGAUUGCCGAUGAAGCAUCUAGAUGCACCUGGAAAGUGGCUGUAAGAGAGGCACAGGCGACUUCUCAUGAACAAAUUCUGCGUUAAGGUAUUUAAGGGAGAAACGUCUUCAUGGCUUUAUCGUCUAUUCAGAGCAAGCUGAAGUGGCAUUCGAGCACAACCGCACUCUAAGAAACCUUGCCACGACUGCCGUUCAACAAGCAAUCCACGGCCUUGCAUACACCGUCUACGGAAAGGCAGAGGUCAGGCGCCUCAUGUUCGAGGUCUUUGAUUUCGAACAAAUCCAACCAAAACCC
Messenger RNA from Rubroshorea leprosula, 2155 nucleotides. The record is from the annotation of a GenBank genome assembly. NCBI's taxonomy places the organism in Eukaryota, Viridiplantae, Streptophyta, Magnoliopsida, Malvales, Dipterocarpaceae.